AUGGGUAACUUGGGCUCCCAAUCACUACCCAAAAACUUGGAUAUCAGUAUUGACUGGUGCAUUCGUAGGUACUACGUAGUGGCUCAAGAGGCAUCCAGCAACUCCAAGUCUCGACUGUCCAAAUUGAAGCUCACGGCGGAGGAAACGCGCCUGCUCCUCGAACUGCCCCCCAACGGCGAUGGAGUUGUGACAAAGAUGAAGUAUAUCCUUGAAACGCAUGAACGCAAGGAAAAGCAAUCCAAGUGGCAGCAAAAGACGGGCCAGUUCUUCCUGAACUUCUGCAAGGUUGUCGACAAGACUUCAGCGCUCGUGCAGCCGAUAUUGCCACAGAGCCCAGAGUACACCGUGACGUUUGGCGUCUUGAUCUUAUUAUUCAAAGCUGUCGUGACCCAGAACGAUCGGGAAGAAGCCCUGAUGGAGUCUCUAGACAAAGUCUCCGCCAAACUCCCUGUCAUUGAGUUUUACAACACCACCUUUCCGACUGGUGAGAUGAAACUAGUGGUGGCAAAGAUCUACGCUGAGGUGAUGGGACUGCUCGAUGAGGCUCUCAACUACCAUCGCAAUAGCCGACUCGCAAAACUGACCGAUGCGAUAAUACGUCCCGUUGAUAGCAAGAUUCAAAAGUGUAUGCAUCAGAUCGAAGUGGAAGUCAAGAAGCUGGAAGACCUGAAGAACGUCGCUCAUGAAGCUCAGACUGCGGACAUCCAGAGCAUCGUCACUCAGACUGGACAGGACCUAUCGGCCCUAUCUGAUGAUUUCCACAAGGUCAGCGUCACACUCGGCUUCGGCAUGGAGUUUUUGCACAAGCGACUUCUCAACGUCGAGUCGACAGUCAGCCAAAUUCGGGCACAUGAAAUGGCACGGUACACACAAGUGCUGCAGAGCGCUCUCCUAUCCUCGUCUGGGAGUACCGAGCAGCACUGGGACGUAGACGAGGCAUUGACAAGACUUGCCUCUCACGACUUCCGUCUAUCUCCGAAAGACCACUGGGACAACAACGAAGUCCUCGGCUAUUUACUGGAGUGGUCUCACGGUCCGGGCCGUGAUCCGGUACUGUGGAUCGGCGGGAGCUCUGGCAACCGGGACACCUGGGUCACGGAGUUGUCGGUGGAUAUCGGCCGGGCCCUGCGGCCCCAGCUGAAAACCGUUAUUUGUGUCUUCUGCUCCGACCUGGCACAAGCGUCUUCUACACUGACGCCCUCGGCUCUGGUGAGGAUCCUCGUGAGCCAGCUACUUGAAAUUCACCCCGAGGUAUCCUAUAGCGACGCAGUCUACUACAGUGCGCAACGGUUGCGAAAUGCCACGACAUUCUGGGGAAUGUGGCGCAUAUUCGAGCGCUUGAUUGCUGAGUCCUCGAACGCGUUCAUUGUCAUUGACAGAAUCGAGGAGUGCACCGUGGAUGAUGAUGCGGACCUCAAAAACGACUUCUUGCCGGCGUUGCUAAGACUGCUUCGAACCACAGCUGGCGCCAGGGCCAUCAUCACUAGUAUCUAUGAGCCGCCAGAGGGAAGCUUAUUAGAAAGUAUCUACAUUGACACAGCACAUCCCAAGGCGAGAAGCAAUCAGUAA
Molecule: messenger RNA, 1569 nt
Organism: Diaporthe amygdali
Lineage: Eukaryota; Fungi; Ascomycota; Sordariomycetes; Diaporthales; Diaporthaceae
Exons: 5
Coding region: 1-1569 (522 amino acids)
Source: RefSeq, a predicted model, not a curated record